AUGAACGGCCUAAGCACUGUCCUGACCCUCUUGGCACUUCUGGUAGCCACAGCUCACGGCAUCGGGGCCGGUGGCUAUUCCGGGUUCGGAUCCCUGUUGGGAUAUGGAGGAGGAGCGGGACCUUUGUACCCGGGGAUCGUUGGCGUGCCUGGUGUCGGCGGGAAGUCUCACGGACAUGGAAGUGACGAACAGCACGGGUUCCGGGGCGGGGCCGGGUUUGGCCCUGUGAGAGCUGUGGGCGGAGGAUAUGGUGGUGCCUUGGGUGGUGCUUAUGGCGGCUACGGCCAGUACUUCGGAGCCGGAGGUUAUGGUGGAGCGUACGGCGGAGGUCUGGGAGUAGCUGGAGGUCUGGGGGCAUUUGCCUUCCCGGCUUUUGGCAGUGGGGGUAUCCACGGGGGUCUCGGGGGUCAUGGAGGUCAUGAAGGCAAAGGACCUCACGGGGAUUCUGUUCCGGGGGUCAUCGCAGAGGUCAAUGUGAGUCCAGGCACAGCUUCUGAGAUCAACAUCGACAAUCUGUCUGGCUACAGCUCUCUCAAGGAUCUGGCUGGUCUUGGUGUUGUUGUGUGCCCGUCUGACUCUGUAGACAGCGACUACGGCAGUGCCAAGUGUGAGGGCGGCAUCCUAUCCUGCUGUGCUCUCCACUACGAUACUGAGGACCAAAGUCUGAGCGUCCACAGAGGUCGAUACUAGGACGUUGAGCCGGCUACAUAAAAUUAAUAGUUUACUUAGCUCAUGAGAUGGGUACACCUUGAAAGACGAUUGCAGUUUACAACAAAAAGAAAUUGAUCGCUAAUGAACAAAACGAAAGCCUUAAAUUUAGAUUAAUUAAUAAUUAUAUUUUUUAUACACCUCCCAGAUGUAAAGUGAAACAUGCAAUGAUUCACCCGUAACUAUGUCCUUUAUGUGUAUUAUAACGUCGAACAAGCUCGGAAAGGUUAUCAACCGAUUAGAAAAACUCAGAGCUUGAUGUCUAUAUGACAUGGUAGAAAUUUGAACUGGGUGCAUGCAAUAAUAAAGGCACUAUAAAAGCAA
Messenger RNA from Aplysia californica (California sea hare), 1032 nucleotides. Its product is annotated as keratin, type II cytoskeletal 3-like. The record is from RefSeq and is a predicted model, not a curated record. The transcript is spliced from 4 exons. NCBI's taxonomy places the organism in Eukaryota, Metazoa, Mollusca, Gastropoda, Aplysiida, Aplysiidae. The coding region runs from base 1 to 690 and encodes 229 amino acids.